AUGAGUUGGAUUACGCUAUUUUGUUGCGGCAAUCGACCAAUUGACCACGAUUAUGAAGAAGUGAGUGUUGAGGAUGAGGGUGAAGGAUGGAGACUAAAAUUUUGUACAAGGACUUCUUUGUCAAAGCGUUCGUUAGAUUGUGCUUGCGUUGGUGCUGGUGCUGGUGCUGGUGCUGAUUCUUCUGGAUUGACACGCAAUUCACUGUCUUCCUUGUUCAAGAACCUCUUCUUGUUCGUCUCGCCUUCGAAUUCGAUUGAACCCAUCAAUAUCCAAGAAUCCAAACAACAAAGCCCAUUCGAAGAUCUCUAUUUCUCUUUUCCGGCCUUGGAAGAAGCCGAUCCGGAACAACAGCAUUACAUUGCCGAGUCCAAUCGAUAAAUAUAUAUAUAUAUAUAUUUUUUAAAAAAAAAAACCUUAAAAAGACAAAUGUCGGCCGGUCGGGUUGGGUCAGCCAGAUAGCCAGACAGCCAAACACAACAGCAACAGCAACAACUAAUCAUUAAUCAUAAAUCAUAAUCACGGACACAUAUAUAUUUCUUUUUACUUGAUAUCAUUAUUACUACUGUACAUACAAAACUUUUACCCUUGUCAUUUCCAUCGCUUUAUUCCUUUCAUCUUGCAAACCACUUAUUUUGUUACCUUAUUACCUCUUAUCUUACUCUAAAUCCAUCCCUCUAUAAUCUCACAUUUCAUCCCUCAACGUCAACUUGAACCCAAAUUUUGAUGAGUAACUUGUCUCAUUAAUCAAAUGUAUAAAAAAAAAUUCCCUAGAAUUUAUAAAUAAAUCAUUGUUAUCAAAUCUA
Molecule: messenger RNA, 803 nt
Organism: Phycomyces blakesleeanus NRRL 1555(-)
Lineage: Eukaryota; Fungi; Mucoromycota; Mucoromycetes; Mucorales; Phycomycetaceae
Exons: 2
Coding region: 1-378 (125 amino acids)
Source: RefSeq, a predicted model, not a curated record